UACGAUAUCGGUGCGGGCGAACAAUCGCGAGCCCUCUAAUAGACGUGUUCCGUCGACUAUCACGGACAUUACAAAAACUACCUAGUCAAUUUGUUUCGUCGACUAUCACGAGCAAAUUAGAUAAUCUUUGUGAUGUGUUCAGUCGACUAUCACGGGCAAUUAAAAAACCCUAGUCAAUUUGUUUCGUCGUCUAUCACAAGCAAAUUAGACCCUUGCUAAACUUGUUCCGUCGACUAUCACGGGCAAGGCAAAAAUUACCUUGUCAAUUUGCUUCGUCGGCUAUCAUGAGCAAAUUUAAAACCUCCUUCCGAAGUUGUUCCGUCGGCUAUCACGGCCAGUUUAGAAAACCAAGUCAAUUUGUCUCGUCGACUAUCACGAACAAAUUGGAUCCCCUGCUAAGAUUGUUCCGUCGACUAUCACGGGCAAGGUAGAAAUCCUAGACAAUUUGUUUCGUCGACUAUCACGAGCAAAUUAGACCAUCUUUUUAAAUUGUUCCGUCGACUAUCACGGACAAUUCAAAAAUUACCUAGUCAAUUUGUUACGUCGACUAUCACGAACAAAUUGGAUCCCCUGCUAAACUUGUUCCGUCGACUAUCACGGGCAAUUUAGAAACUAACUAGUCAAUUUGUUUUGUCGUCUAUCACAAGCAAAUUAGACCCUCUGCUAAACAUGUUCCGUCGACUAUCACGGGCAGUUUAGAUAACUAAGUAAAUUUGCUUCGUCGGCUUUCACGAGCAAAUGAGAUCCCUCCUUCUAAAACUUAUUUCGUCGACUAUCACGGACAAUGUAGAAAACCUAACCCCACUCUGCAUACCGCGAGGGGGCAACCAAAUUUCCGAGUCAGCUUACCGUAACCGAAAGAAAAAAACCUUCACCCACUCUGCAUACCGCAAGGGGGCAACCAAAAUCCCAAGUCUGCUCUACCGCCACGGGAAUAAAUCUGCAUCCACUUUGCUUACCACACCAGGCAACCAAACUCCAAAGUCUUCCCUACAGUCAUGGGAACAAGUCAACAUCUCACAUAGCUACAAUUCACGGGAGCUGAGGAGCGCCCCAACCAUUCAAAACCUCACGGGAGCUGAGGAGCGCCCCUACCAUUCAAUACCGCACGGGAGCUGAGGAGCGCCCCAACCAAUCAAAACCUCACAGGAGCUGGCGAGCCCCUCUAUCAGUCAACAACGCACGGGAGCUGAGGAGCGCCCCAACCAAUCAAAACCUCACAAGAGCUGGCGAACCCUCUAUCAGUCAACAACGCAUGGGAGCUGAGGAGCGCCCCAACCAAUCAAAACCUCACAAGAGCUGGCGAGCCCUCUAUCAGUCAACAACGCAUGGGAGCUGAGGAGCGCCCCAACCAAUCAAAACCUCACAGGAGCUGGCGAGCCCCUCUAUCAGUCAACAACGCACGGGAGCUGAGGAGCGCCCCAACCAAUCAAAACCUCACAGGAGCUGGCGAGCCCCUCUAUCAGUCAACAACGCAUGGGAGCUGAGGAGCGCCCCAACCAAUCAAAACCUCACAGGAGCUGGCGAGCCCCUCUAUCAGUCAACAACGCACGGGAGCUGAGGAGCGCCCCAACCAAUCAAAACCUCACAAGAGCUGGCGAGCCCUCUAUCAGUCAACAACGCAUGGGAGCUGAGGAGCGCCCCAACCAAUCAAAACCUCACAGGAGCUGGCGAGCCCCUCUAUCAGUCAACAACGCACGGGAGCUGAGGAGCGCCCCAACCAAAUCAAUACCUCAUAGGAGCUGGCGAGCCCCUCUAUCAUUCAAUAACGCAUAAGAGAUAACGAGCGCCCCUACCAGUAAAUACCUAACCGGAGCUGGCAAGCGCUAACGAAAUAUAGCAGAAGAUGAUUGACGGGCAUCAGAAGAAACCGUCGACGCUGUCGAGCAUCAAAGAAAUACAAUAAAGUGAGUAUUAGAAAAUUACUCGCGUUGGCGAACGCUAUAUAAAAACGUAAAUUCUCCAUCAUUGACAAAGACUAUCAAAGGAAUUGAAGCCCUCUUAAUCGGCGAUCUUAUGCCAACACACAAAACUAACAACAGUUCUCACAUAAAAAAUAAAAAAAACCCUACUCUCCUUGAAACUCUAACACAACUAUCGAGACUACUCUCACAAAAUGUGAUGUCUUUAUAGACACUUUGUAUAACUCUUUAUACAAAGAGAUAUACAAAGGGGGGCAACUGUAGACACCACAUUUUGUCCGAGAUAAUUGUUUUAUUGAAAAUAAUUUUGUCACGUCAUACUACAAUUAUAUUUAAAUAGAAGUUGAAGAUAGUUUGGUUGAGACUAGCAGUUGCAAGUCAAUAUGAAUCAACAAUUAUCAAAUUUGCUCCUAGUCGAUUCUAGGGCCUAAUUAGUUAAGAUAGGACCGGUUUAAGUUAAGAUUAGCAGUGGCAAAUCUUACAUAUAAAUUCUCAAUUGGAUGGAAGAAAUGACUUUAGUGCAAAUUUUGUUGCUCGAGUUUGGAUUUGAAUUCGGUAUUUGAAAUGGGACAAAUUGAAUAGUGGAAUGAGCUUUAUUAUCAAAGAUUGUACAACUUGGGUAAUGACCUCUAAAUGAAGCAAGAAUUAUAAUUAACUACAAUAACUAAUGCUAACUCUACAAAAUUUGGGGCACCAAUCAGAUCAAGACUAGGCCUCUUUGCUAUUUCUUUUGGGCCCAAAGCAAACCCAACCUGCAGAAAAAAAGAAGACCAGUCAGUUCUCAAGUGAGAGUCCAAGUCCAUAGAUUAAGCCCAAAUCAAAAUAAUUCAAGACUAGACAGAGCCCAGUAUCGGCCCAGAAAAUUUAUGACAGGCCCAGCCCAGACAAACGUCCAACAAACAGGCCCAGCUCGGCCCAUCGAAAUCGGACCAUAACCGAACCGGCCUGGUUCGGCCUGACCACAUCCCAUCCACAGCCGACCUCAACACCAGGCACACUCUUCAAAGUCAUAUUAAAAAAAUGGACGAAUUAUAUAGCGACACGUGGCCCUUUGGUUUGCUUUAAAUGAGCUCCUUGAGCUCUUUGUUGUAGGGGGGACGAAUGGAAAAAAGGAGAGAAACAUACAGAAAAUUCUAAAAAAAACAAGAGACUAAUCUUUUCAUUACAACAACUGAGCCCAGAUCUGAAGGGUGGAGCACAAAGAAGUGUUCUUGGAGCAGAAUUCCCAAUCAGGUUGGUACUUUUGACUCUGCUUUAAUGUUGAUAGAUAGCAUUUUAGCUCGUUUCAUCCAGUCUUGAUCAUUAUACAGUUGCAAUAUCCAUCAACUUGUAUUGAAGCAAUUUAAUUUACAAACACUUCUGCAUUCUUUACGUUCAAGAACUGUAUUUACUUGUAAUAAGAUCUGCUCAUAGCCAUAGCAAUUCCAAUUCGGCAUUAAGCUUCUUUCAAUUGAGUAUUUAUUUACUUCUCCUAUCAAUUCAUAGACUAUUUUAAAGUUAUGUUAUGCUUUCCAUUUCCUUGCAAGCAAAUAGCUAGCCAAUAGUCGAUUUAUCAUAUACAAGCAAAUAGACAGAGGUCUUUAGAAACAAGCAAAUAGAUCCGGAGCAAUCCAGAUCUAGAUACAACAAAAACACCCUAAAUAUGAUAAAAUUUCAGAUUUCAA
Molecule: messenger RNA, 3586 nt
Organism: Linum trigynum
Lineage: Eukaryota; Viridiplantae; Streptophyta; Magnoliopsida; Malpighiales; Linaceae
Source: the annotation of a GenBank genome assembly